AAAUUCUUCAUCAAAACUUCAUUUUAAUAAAACUGUAGCCACCCUACAAGAGUUUUUGUUGUUAUUUUUCAAAUUUUCUGUUCUUUUUGCAUAUUUUUAUCACCCACAGGUUUCUUAUGUAAAACUGAAUUUCUAGAUCUUUGUAAUCACUAGUUUACAUUCCCAUUUGAUAUUUCCCUGUUUACAUCCACUUUAUUACGCUAAAGCUUCAUUCCUGUUAACUCUUGAUUCUUGGUGCCCCCCUUCCCCCCACCCCAAAAAAAAAAAGAAAGAAUUUUGACGAGGCCCACAAUAGGGUUGGGUGGGCUUCGUCUUCGCCAAUAAAACCCAUAAAUUUUCUUGAGAUUUGGGAAAAUGCCUUUUCCUCUUUUUAAAUGGAGGUGAAGAAGAUAGAAAAAAUACUCCAGAUUUUAGUUUUUUUACAUGUAUUUACUAUAUUUGUUGCUUCUCCAAUAUAGGUGGACUAACUUUUUGAAUUACCCCCUUCAUUAAUUAUUGUUGUCAUGUAUAUAUAUGCCUAACUGGAGUACAGCCUCAGUUGUCAAAUGCUUUUCUUCUUGAUCACUUGUUCUCUCUCCUUCAUCCUCUUUUACAAGUCUCUUUCCCUCAAACCACUCGCAUCCUCGGCUUCUGAAAUGAGAUUGCUCUCUAUCUGGUUCUGGAAAGAUUUUUCACUUUUCCCCAUCGCCGAAUCCAUAAGAAACACCCUGUUAGGUGUAGUUCACAAAUUGUUUUCUCCAAUAAUGUCACCCAAGAAGAACAAGAAUUUUUAUAGCAAGGUGGAGAAUCUUGAAAUUACAUCAGAUAUGUCUGUGUUAGAUUUACCUGACCUUGUAUUGGAAUGCAUUCUUGAGAAGCUUCCAACAGAGGGGCUUUGUAGAAUGGCUAGUGUUUGUAGUUCUUUGAGAGAGAGGUGCAUAAGUGAUCAUCUAUGGGAAAAACAUAUGAAAAACAAAUGGGGUAGGAUUAUUAGCACUGCUGCACAUAGGGAAUGGCAGUGGCAUAUUGCUUCAAGAAAAGGUUCAAUCUUUUCUAAUCAAGGCAAACAGAGGAGCCUAAUGGGCUAUCUCACUCUCUUAUGGCCUAUUUCGCUGAUUAGAUCUAGUUUUGGUAAUAUUAUCAAGAAGGAUUUUCCUCCAGCUGAUUCAAUCAUGUCUUGGUAUCUUGCUCUUGAGUCUGGCAACUUUUGGUUCCCUGCACAAGUUUAUAAUCGUGAGAAUGGUCAUGUUGGAUUUGUGUUAUCAUGCUAUGAUGCCAAGCUCAGCUAUGAUCGAUGGACCGACACUUUCCAGGCCAGAUAUCCACCACAUGGAAGAAGAGCAAGUGCAGUAGAGACUGGUGUGACAUGGGAUAGACUCAGGGCUCCCCCUGUAGAUAACUCUCCCCAUGAUCUCCAUAUUUCUGAUUGCUUGAACGAGUUGCGACCUGGUGAUCAUAUCGAAAUCCAAUGGAGAAGAAACAAAGAAUUUCCAUAUGGAUGGUGGUAUGGUGUUGUAGGCCACUUGGAAACAUGUGAUGGGAAUGCCAAUUACUGCCCCUGCCAUGAUAGUGAGACACUGGUGCUAGAGUUCAACCAGUACGCUCGUGGUUCACGCUGGAGAACGAAGUCUCUUAACAGGAAAGACCAUCGAGAAGAAGGAAAUGAGGCAGAUGGAUUUUAUGGGGGAAUUCGAAAACUUAAGAGCAACGAAGAGACUUCCGUAUGGAAGAAACUCUGGCCAGCUGAAGUCUUGGAAUAGAUCACAAACUUUUGGUGAAAAUUUGUAUCGAAAUCUGGAAAUCUCGACAUUUUAGUUUGCACAGCAUUUUAUAAGUGCAGAGGGCUCUGCUCAUUGGCGCAACGUGAUAAUUUUUGCCCUCUGUCUUAUCACGUAUUCGGGAAAUUUUACUUAUGAUUCGUGAAGCCAUCGAUAAGUUGAUAGCAACUGUAUGUAAAUUGUUUCUGUUGAAAUUUAAAUAGAAUAUAACAAAACUACCAUGACUUGUAUAUUUGUUCAGUAAUAUAUUAGCAGAACUGAAUUGGGAAUACAGCCAUUGUUUU
This is a messenger RNA of Olea europaea var. sylvestris, 2041 nucleotides long. Its product is annotated as F-box protein At2g32560-like. Bases 546 to 1739 code for a protein of 397 amino acids. Gene Ontology annotation, molecular function: protein binding. The record is from RefSeq and is a predicted model, not a curated record. Lineage: Eukaryota; Viridiplantae; Streptophyta; Magnoliopsida; Lamiales; Oleaceae. The transcript is spliced from 5 exons.